AAGGUCCGAGCGGCGGGUGCGGUGACAGCGGGGGCGCGGCGGAGGUGGCUGCGGUAGUGCUGAUCGCCAUGGAUUUCAACGUGAAGAAGCUGGCGUCGGAUGCGGGCGUCUUCUUCUCCCGCGCCAUGCAGUUUACAGAGGAAAAGUUGGGCCAGGCUGAGAAGACUGAAUUAGAUGCCCACUUUGAAAACCUCCUGGCUAGGGCAGACUCAACUAAGAACUGGACAGAGAAGAUCUUACGCCAGACUGAAGUUCUGCUACAGCCAAACCCUAGUGCCAGAGUAGAAGAAUUCCUCUAUGAGAAACUUGACCGGAAGGUUCCUUCCCGGGUCACCAAUGGGGAGCUGCUGGCACAGUACAUGACAGAGGCAGCUAAUGACUUUGGGCCAGGGACACCUUAUGGGAAGACCUUGAUAAAAGUUGGAGAGACUCAAAGGCGCUUAGGUGCAGCAGAACGGGACUUCAUCCACUCUGCCUCCAUCAACUUCCUGACACCACUGCGCAACUUCCUGGAAGGGGACUGGCGAACCAUAUCUAAAGAGCGAAGGAUCCUGCAGAACCGCCGCCUGGAUCUGGAUGCCUGCAAAGCCAGGUUGAAGAAAGCCAAAGCUGCAGAAGCAAAAGCAGCGGCUGUGCCUGACUUUCAGGAGACUAGACCUCGUAAUUACGUUCUCUCCGCCAGCGCAUCAGCGCUUUGGAGCGACGAGGUGGAAAAAGCAGAGCACGAGCUACGGCUCACGCAGACCGAAUUUGAUCGACAGGCAGAGGUGACACGUCUGCUGCUGGAGGGGAUCAGCAGCACACACGUGAAUCAUCUUCGCUGUCUCCAUGAGUUUGUGGAGUCUCAGACCAACUACUAUGCUCAGUGUUAUCAGUACAUGCUGGACCUGCAGAAGCAGCUGGGCAGAUUUUCAGGCACGUUUGUAGGGAAUGCAGAAUCCACAUCUCCACCCCCAGCUGCUGCCUCUCCUCCAGCUGUCGCUGCCGCCGCUCUCCCCUCUGUGCCUACUAUUCCAGUGGUCCCCACGAUUGUUGGGGUGCCCAAUACUGUGGCAGAGAGUGUCCUGAACCCAAAUGAAGUCAAGCCUCCUGCCAGCGGGACGCGGAAGGCCAGGGUCCUGUAUGACUAUGAAGCAGCUGACAGCACUGAGCUGGCACUUCUUGCAGAUGAGAUGAUCACUGUGUACAGCCUGCCAGGCAUGGAUCCAGACUGGCUCAUAGGGGAAAGAGGGAACCAGAAAGGGAAAGUUCCUGUCACUUACUUGGAACUGUUAAGUUAAACGUCCCCCAGGAAGAAGAAUGUACAAACAGAAUGCACCCCUCAUCUCCUGGCACUUCUAACGUGGAUUUCUUCAUCAGAGAUCAUUGCUCUCUUCAGGGUUGGCACUCCAUUGCUAAUAUGGGAAUUGUGGGGAAGAAGUGGUAAAACUGUUACAGAAAGGUUGUGGGAAAGGGCCAGUGGCACCUGAGAAUUCAUAAAUACCAGUGCAGCCUGCUUUGAGGUUAGUCUUGAUGGUGCAAGAUUCCCUGAUUACUUUUUCUACUCUGCCCUACUCUUGUUUAUCACCAUGGCUUCCCCAGCACUCUGUGUCCCUCAGCUGCUGCUCACGGAGUUUAAGUUAUGCUUCCCUUGUGUUUGGUGUCAGCUAGUGCCUGUCUGCCCCUCCUCUUCUCUGUUCUUCAGCAGUAGAAAAGCCUGAGUCAAACCACUGAGCAUUCCAGUGGGAAAGUGUCCCACACAAACCCCCUCAUAUAAGCUAGCUCUCAAGGAAGCUACAUGUAAGAAUUAAGAGCCAGUUAAAUCCAACAGGGAGAGCAGUAACACAAGGCUUUCUAAGAGCUGUGCUUACUCCAGUGGUGCCUGAUGGCUUCCAUUUGUACUGUCCUCUGAAGCUGGAAUGAAAUGUCUUCGAAGACCAACCUAGUGACAGGGCCUGUAUGGCAGGAAUCAAACCUCAGUGCAAGGGACCAUGCAUCUUGCUUGCAUUUCCUCUGAAAAACUACUCGGACUGCAAAGAGUUUACAAGCCUUCUUACAAGCUUUGCUCCCUGUGUUAAUUGUCCUGGCUUUUCUUUCAGCGUCUGUUCCAGGCAUGUUUGAGCCUGACUUUACUUUCACCCUCGAUGACGGAUGUAACCAACACCUUCCCUCCCAUCUCAGCAGUGAGCAGACUUGGUGCAUCUCAGCACAGUAAGGAGCAGUCCCACUUGCUGUUACCUCCAAAGAGCCAUUCCUGGCUGCACACACAUCCAGCAGCUCAGGCUGCCCUGGUGCACGUGCUGGGUUAGCUCAAAGGGAGUGCUAAGGUGUGUAUGCAUUUUAAUCCUAUAAUGCUCUUUUUAGCUAGAGCUCAACUGAAGGACUGCUGUUGCUGUGUAACUAGUUUUCCACUUAAGCUGGAUUGAAGAGCAAUUCACCUGCACCAGGCUUUCUGUUCACUGCCUUUCCCCUGGUAUGGCAGAACUAACUUUGCUUGUUUAUCUUUUGCACUUUCCCCAAUGGUAUUGUGACCACUCUAAUGUAACAGGGCACUGAGCACCUGUGUAUGUAGGGCUCAUGGUUUUCAGCACUUAUUUGCCAAUAAAUGAACUGCCUGACCUCCCGCCUCAGUGUUGCUGUGUGCUCAGGGCUGCUCCGGUGUAACUGCAGCUUGUAGAGAGAGGGAUGCAGGUCAGGCAGGAGCUGUGCCACCCUGGUCUUGGAAGCUGGGGGUAAAAGCAAAACAAAGCUCCAAAUCCUCACUGAAACUCUCAGUGUCCUUAAGCUUGUGAAUGUCUUUCAGUUCCUUUCCAGAUGUCUCCUUGUGCUACAGAUUCAUGAAUUCUGAGAAACAGCUCCUCCUUCACCUAAAGCAAAACUAGGGCAGCAGAAUGACUUUAGCUGCUGAGAAACUGGGAAUGUUAUUCAACAUCUAACAACCCUUUUUGUUGUUAUGGAAACUACCUCUGCUGCCAAUCUAAAACCUUAAAGCCUGGUCCCUAGCCCCCAGCUGGGAAAGGAGGGAUAGAAGGAACUCCUGGGAGAAGAAGCCGUUACAAUGCUCUGUAAUGUAGCAGUAACUCUGUUUUUCUACAGUAACCAACUUACAGUUUUAGUUUUACAAUUGCAGUGAUACAGCUUCACUGUAGAUACCUAUUCCCAAGUUACAACCCUGUUAUUCCUCUCUGUGGUGUAUUACAGAAAGAACAGCAGCAACACCUAACGAUGCAGAAAACGCACCUCAGAACAGGCAGAAGGAAGCCUACCUAGCACCAGCACUCCUUUGUCAUUAGGAAAGGCACAGGGAAAGUCUGGUGCUGUUUCAGGUUUGGAACUAACAGGCUGUCUGCACAAUGACUGCACUCCUGUCUGCUUAUUUGCAAAUGUCCAAAUCUCCUACAGGACAUUGCUGCCCCCUGACCCAGAGGGCUCCUCUCCAGCUUAAUAGUGCUCCAAGCCUCUCCCUGUGGCUGAGAGGCAGGUAAAGGCUAAUUCAGAGAUGCAGUGCUUCUGUCUAAAGGAACAAAAUAAAAUACAACCAAUU
Molecule: messenger RNA, 3523 nt
Organism: Lagopus leucura (white-tailed ptarmigan)
Lineage: Eukaryota; Metazoa; Chordata; Aves; Galliformes; Phasianidae
Gene: SH3GLB2
Product: SH3 domain containing GRB2 like, endophilin B2
Exons: 11
Coding region: 69-1280 (403 amino acids)
Biological process (GO): membrane organization
Cellular component (GO): cytoplasm; membrane
Molecular function (GO): protein binding
Source: RefSeq, a predicted model, not a curated record